This is a messenger RNA of Miscanthus lutarioriparius, 378 nucleotides long. NCBI's taxonomy places the organism in Eukaryota, Viridiplantae, Streptophyta, Magnoliopsida, Poales, Poaceae. The record is from the annotation of a GenBank genome assembly.
AUGGCCAGACGUCGCUCAAGAUCCGUCGCCGUAAUCGUUCUCUGCAGGGCGGACGGGUUACGGCGGGCGGGCGUGGCGGCGACCGCGGCGGCGUGCGUCGUGAUGGGGGCGGCGGGCGGCGGCGACGUGGCCGCGUCAACGACGCCACGCGACGCCGCCGUCGUGGUGGCCCCGCGGUGGAGCGACCGCAGGGAGUGCCCGCCGUGGCGCGCCAACUCGCUGGAGAACAUCGUGCCGGAGAACCUGCCCCGCCCGUCGGCGCGCCGGAGGUUCAACAGCGUCAAGCGGGCGCCGCGGAAGGCCCCCGCGCUCGGGCCUCAAGCGGUGGCGCCGUUCCUGGCGCUGCCAUACGGCGUGGACGACUGCUUCACCCUCUAG